Megalobrama amblycephala (Wuchang bream) is the source of this 2470-nucleotide messenger RNA. It is a transcript of the gene abhd8b, whose product is annotated as abhydrolase domain containing 8b. The record is from RefSeq and is a predicted model, not a curated record. NCBI's taxonomy places the organism in Eukaryota, Metazoa, Chordata, Actinopteri, Cypriniformes, Xenocyprididae. Gene Ontology annotation, molecular function: catalytic activity.
CGUGGAAAUGCUAGUAGAUUGCAAAAUUCUAUGGUCCUGUGAGAAUAAGUGUACGUAAUAGACCUGAAAGCAAAGUAUUGUAUUUGACGCAAAAACAACCCAACAUCCAACCUAAUUUCUAACAUCAAGCAUGGUGGAGGUAGUAUCAUGCUCUGGGGUCACUUUUUGGCCAGAGGAACUGGGUAGCUUGUUGCACCCAACACAAUGGAGUUAAAUCAUAUAUCAUAUAUGAGAAUGUGUGGAUCCUUGGUCAGCCGAACUGAAUUUUGCAGAAGCCCAUGUACUAAAACACUGAUUCUUUGAGAACCCAAGUGUACUUCUUAUUUCCCCAGGCGUUCACCAUGCUCACCAGCUUUGUGGAUGGAAUAUUCUGUUGCUUUACAGGGAAGUCUACAAAUGUGGUGGUCCCUAUUGAAUCAUCCGAGCCCACCGAUGGUUUUGAAUUUGUAGAGGUGAAACCAGGAAGGGUUCUGAGGGUUCGACAUAUUAUCCCAGACAGACCAGUGGUUGAGGAGCCAGGGACUGGGGAAGGGGGUAGUGUGAGCUGCAAGCGCAAAAUCUCGGUGUACCGAAAUGGACAGCUUCUGAUUGAGAACAUCAACGAAGCCACCCAUCCAGAGCUGGUCCGCUAUCAGAAUGGAGACAGCACUGUGGAUAUGGAAGUUUCCAACUGUGAGGCUCCUGCAGCAGGUCAGGCUACUGAGCCCACACCAGGGUCAGCUGCAGGACAGGAUACAGAUACCAAACCUGUACCACAGCAGGAGCAGCAGCAAGUGCAGCGCAGGCGGCGCAAACCCAAACGCUCCAUUGUGAUUGACUGCGAGCGGAAGAUUGCAUGCUGCAAAGGUACUCACCCUGACGUGGCCUUGUUUUUCAUACAUGGAGUCGGGGGAUCGCUGGAUAUCUGGGGAAGCCAACUGGACUAUUUCUCCCAACUUGGUUACGAGGUCAUCGCCCCAGACCUGGUCGGCCAUGGUGCAAGUUCAGCCCCUCAGAUACCUGCUGCCUAUACCUUUUAUGCUCUGGCUGAGGACGUUAGAAUCAUCUUCAAGCGAUAUGCAAAGAGGCGGAAUAUUUUAGUUGGACACUCAUAUGGUGUCUCGUUUUGUACCUUCCUGGCUCACGAGUAUCCGGAACAAGUUCAUAAAGUUGUGAUGAUUAAUGGUGGAGGUCCCACAGCACUCGAGCCCAGUCUCUGCUCUGUCUUCAACUUGCCCACGUGUGUCCUUAAUUUCCUGUCCCCGUGCCUCACCUGGAGUUUCCUCAUGGCUGGAUUUGCCCAUCAGGGAACAAGAGAAAAGAAACUACUAAAAGAGAACAAUGCCUUCAACGUGUCUUCCUUCGUUCUGCGGUCCAUGAUGAGUGGACAGUACUGGCCGGAGGGUGAUGAGGUUUACCACGCUGAAAUCACAGUGCCUGUUCUGCUGGUUCACGGCAUGUACGACAAGUUUGUACCAGUACAAGAGGACCAGCGUAUGGCAGAGAUCCUCUUGCUGGGGUUCCUGAAGGUCAUUGAUGACGGAAGUCACAUGGUCAUGAUGGAGUGCCCUGAUGUAGUUAAUACUCUCUUACAUGAAUUCUUCCUGUGGCAGCCAGCAACUGCCUCGAAACCCAAACAGGAAGCAGCCCCCACAAAGCCCACCACCAAAUCUCCAGAGGACACAAGACCAAAAACUGCCCCCAAGUCACCCUCCAAAUCUCAGCCAGACUUAAUAAGACCAACAACUGCACCAAAAACCAUCAAUACUGGGACAGAGGCCUCAGUGGACAUCAGAUCUAAGGGCAAGAAAUAGCUGGUCUACCAAACGCUACGGUAUCCAUUUAAAGGUGUUAAAUUUGCUCUGCUCUUCCAUGUGGGACAAAUUUAAUGGCACAGUCUGAACGUAGGAUGUCUUUGGAUAUUUGCCAAUUGGUCUAUGUAUGACUGCAGCAAACAGACUCAGAGAAGAGCUCAGAUGGACAUUUGUCCCAGAGCAGAGUGGUUGAAUAUUUCCAGCUUUUGAAUGAAAUGAAGAUCCCUAGAGGAUGCUUUUUUUUCUUUUCAUUUGAGCUCAUUCUUAUGUCUACUAUGGGAUUUAUGUGCUUAAAUAGGAUAAAAUGUGUUAUGAUAAUGUCAGCUCAAAGAUGUUUAUAUCACAUGAGUGAUCUCAAUAUUAAAUAUUCAAAGUUCACAAAGAAAUACUGUUGCUAUGGAUGCUUCUGUUGUAAAUAGAUGGAUUUAUUUUUUGUAUUUAUUUACAGUUUAAUAUCAGCUGAUGUCCUGUCUGUGAUAGACAGCAGAAUAUUCUUUUUUUUUUUUUUUUACUUUCAUAUUAUUUUAUACUUUAACCCCCGGUUAAAGGCUUAAGCCUCGUCCCAGACUAAAAUGCAUAUUUGAGGUGUUUUAACCAAAAGCAGCUUGCACUGACAUAUCUUAAAAUAUGUCAGUGCCAUUUUUUUGUCUCACGAUGCACAACAGUAAUGUUAUUUU